Messenger RNA from Vicia villosa (hairy vetch), 1101 nucleotides. RefSeq lists its product as uncharacterized. Gene Ontology annotation, molecular function: nucleic acid binding; zinc ion binding. The coding region runs from base 1 to 1101 and encodes 366 amino acids. NCBI's taxonomy places the organism in Eukaryota, Viridiplantae, Streptophyta, Magnoliopsida, Fabales, Fabaceae. The record is from RefSeq and is a predicted model, not a curated record. The transcript has 4 exons.
AUGAGAAUAGAAGAGCUGCAAAGUAGUCUAGAGGCACAAGAGUUGCGUCUGACUGAAAGAACUUCUGAGAGGGAAGUUGAGCAGGCUCUGAAGGCUUCUUUUGUCAAGAAGGACCAGAAGCUGAAAAAACAUGGUAGGUCGCAGAAGUCAGAAGUCUUCUAUUCUGAUGAGGAGAAACAUCAGAAGGGAAAGGAGAAGUAUGACAAGAGAAUGGUUCAGUGUUACUGUUGUAAUAGGUUUGGCCACUUUGCUAAAGAUUGUUGGUCAAACAAAGAAGAAGCAAAAAUAGCCAGAGGAGAUUCUGAUGAUGAACCUGUGCUAUUAAUGGCUUAUGAAUCUGAUGAGGAACCUGUGAAAUCAAAAGAUGACUUUGAAGAUUCUGGAGAAGAUUCAGAAUCUAAGGCUUCUGAAGAUAAGUCAGAACUUGAAAGUUCUGAAGGCAAAAUCUUUGGUGGUCAUGCUUCUGGAAGGGAAAAAUCUGAAGACAUAGGUUCUGGAGGACAAGCUUCUAAAGAUGAUCAUGUUUCUAGUGUUAAUCAUGACGUUGAAGGUGGAACUUCUGAAGGCGGAGCUUCUGAAGGUAGUCCAGCUUCUGACGGUGGUCAUGAUUCUGAAAGAAAAGAUUCUGAAGUUGGAACUUCUGAAGGCAGAGCUUCUGAAGGUGAUCCAACUUCUAAAGGUGGUGGUCUUUGUCGCCCUCGUCUUGAACAAGACCCAGAAGUUAACAAAGGUGGAACUUCUGGUGGUAGUAAAACUUCCGAAGAAAAUCCAGAAGGAGAUAUGGUUCCAGAAUCAGAAGGAGAUUUUGAACUAUUGGGUAUUGAAGAAGCACUCGAUAAGAAAGGUUGGCUGAAUGCCAUAAAAGAAGAACUUGAGGCUUUAGAAGGAAACAAGACUUGGAAGUUAACUACGCUUCCAAAGGAGAAGAAAACCAUCAGCGUCCGAUGGGUUUUUAAGGAGAAAUCUGCAUUACUAAAUGGAGUAUCAGAAGUUGCACACUGUAGCAACCAGAAGAAACUUGUAGAUGUUCUGAUGAAUGAUGUCAAGACUGUACACCUUAUCCGUUUGAGGGAUGGAGUUGGUGUUGUAGAUUCUGGCUAA